AUGGAGGAGAUGGAGGAGGAGCUGAAGUGCCCCGUGUGCGGCUCCUUCUUCCGCGAGCCGCUGAUCCUGCCCUGCUCGCACAACCUGUGCCAGGCCUGCGCCCGCCACAUCCUGGUGCAGACGCCCGAGGCCGAGUCGCCGCGCAGCCGGCGCGCCUCGGGCUCGGCCGGCUCGGCCUCCGACUACGACUACCUGGACCUGGACAAGAUGAGCCUGUACAGCGAGGCGGACAGCGGCUACGGCUCGUACGGCGGCGGCUUCGCGAGCGCGCCCACCACGCCCUGCCAGAAGUCGCCCAACGGCGUGCGCGUCUUCCCGCCGGCCGGGCCGCCGCCGCACCCGCACCCGCACCCGCCGCACCCGCACCACCUGCCGCCGCCCGCCAACGCCGCCGCCGCCGCGGCCUCCUCCUCCUCGCUGGCGCCCGUGCCGCGCAACGCGUGCCUGACGUGCCCGCAGUGCCACCGCAGCCUGAUCCUGGACGAGCGGGGCCUGCGCGGCUUCCCCAAGAACCGCGUGCUGGAGGGCGUGAUCGAGCGCUACCAGCAGAGCAAGGCGGCGGCGCUGCGCUGCCAGCUGUGCGAGAAGGCGCCCAAGGAGGCCACGGCCAUGUGCGAGCAGUGCGACGUCUUCUACUGCGAGCCCUGCCGCCUGCGCUGCCACCCGCCGCGGGGCCCGCUGGCCAAGCACCGGCUGCUGCCGCCCGCCCAGGGCCGCGUCAGCCGCCGGCUCAGCCCGCGCAAGAUCUCCACCUGCACCGACCACGAGCUCGAGAACCACAGCAUGUACUGCGUCCAGUGCAAGGCGCCCGUCUGCUACCAGUGCCUGGAGGAGGGCAAGCACUCCAGCCACGAGGUCAAGGCGCUGGGGGCCAUGUGGAAGCUGCACAAGAGCCAGCUUUCUCAGGCACUGAAUGGACUCUCGGACAGAGCAAAAGAAGCCAAAGAGUUUCUGGUGCAGCUCCGGAACAUGGUGCAGCAAAUCCAGGAGAACAGCGUGGAGUUCGAAGCCUGCCUGGUUGCCCAAUGCGACGCCCUCAUCGACGCUCUCAACCGGAGGAAAGCCCAGCUGUUGUCACGGGUCAACAAAGAACAUGAGCAUAAGCUGAAGGUGGUGCGAGACCAGAUCUCCCACUGCACGGUGAAGCUGCGUCAGACAACGGGACUCAUGGAGUACUGCUUGGAGGUCAUCAAGGAGAAUGACCCCAGUGGAUUCCUGCAGAUUUCGGAUGCCCUGAUCCGAAGAGUCCACCUGACCGAGGACCAGUGGGGAAAAGGGACGCUCUCCCCACGGAUGACCACCGACUUUGACCUGAACCUGGACAGCGCCCCCUUGCUGCAAUCCAUCCACCAGCUCGACUUCAUGCAAAUGAAAACUUCUUCCCCAGUGCCGGCACCCCCAAUCCUUCAGCUGGAGGAAUGCUGCACCCACAACAACAGCGCUACCUUGUCCUGGAAGCAGCCCCCUCUCUCCACGGUGCAAGUGGAAGGGUACAUCCUGGAGCUGGAUGAUGGGAACGGUGGUCAGUUCAGGGAGGUGUACGUGGGAAAGGAGACCAUGUGCACCGUAGAUGGACUUCACUUCAACAGCACCUACAGUGCUCGGGUCAAGGCCUUUAACAAGACUGGGGUUAGCCUGUACAGCAAGACGCUGGUGCUGCAGACCUCUGAGGACUCCGAGCCUGAGGAGCAGGCCCUGACUUUCCCCGUGCCUCUGGAAAGGCUGCAGCUGCGUAGAGCGAGUCCCUUCUCUUCUACUCUUAACCUGCAGAACAGCUUUCCGGGGAGGUCCUACUUUGAGCUCAGAUCCUCGUCCCACCAAAUGAGCUUGCACUCCUCUUUGCAAUCUCUGAAUUCGGCCGGUUUUGAGACCCAGUCGGGACCUUUCUCCCAAUUAGUUGAUAUUAAAAAACUGGUAGCAGUGGCCUGGUUUUCGUUCGACCCCUGCACUGCUCACUCCGACAUCAUCUUCUCCAAUGACAACCUGACCGUCACCUGCAACAGCUAUGACGACCGUGUCGUGCUGGGCAAAACCGGUUUCUCCAAAGGCCUCCACUACUGGGAGCUGUCCAUCGAUCGCUACGACAACCACCCAGACCCGGCCUUCGGCGUGGCCCGCGUGGACGUGCUCAAGGACGUCAUGCUGGGGAAAGAUGACAAGGCUUGGGCCAUGUAUGUGGACAAUAACCGGAGCUGGUUCAUGCACAACAACUCACACACCAAUAGGACUGAAGGAGGCAUCACCAAAGGGGCCACCGUAGGCAUCUUACUUGACCUGAACAGGAGGACCGUGACCUUCUCCAUCAAUGAGGACCAGCAGGGGCCGGUGGCCUUUGAGAACCUGGAAGGUGUCUUCUUCCCUGCUGUCAGCCUGAACAGGAAUGUACAAGUGACACUUCACACUGGCCUGCCGGUCCCGGACUUCUAUAAUGCACGGGGUUCCAUGCAGUAAAGAGGAAGUGGGUGCCCGCUGGCUUUUUCUCAGGACACAUCGAGAGAGCUGCAAUGGUUUUCUUCAGGAAUUGACCUCGUAGGAGCAAGGAGGAGAAUAUCCGGUCGUCUGGUAACUCCAGGCCAGCAAAAACCAAAUUU
Elgaria multicarinata webbii is the source of this 2591-nucleotide messenger RNA. RefSeq names its product tripartite motif containing 9 (gene TRIM9). Gene Ontology annotation, molecular function: protein binding; zinc ion binding. Gene Ontology annotation, cellular component: cytoplasm. The transcript has 13 exons. The record is from RefSeq and is a predicted model, not a curated record. The coding region runs from base 1 to 2451 and encodes 816 amino acids. NCBI's taxonomy places the organism in Eukaryota, Metazoa, Chordata, Lepidosauria, Squamata, Anguidae.